This is a messenger RNA of Hyposmocoma kahamanoa, 1613 nucleotides long. RefSeq lists its product as uncharacterized. The transcript has 9 exons. NCBI's taxonomy places the organism in Eukaryota, Metazoa, Arthropoda, Insecta, Lepidoptera, Cosmopterigidae. The record is from RefSeq and is a predicted model, not a curated record. Bases 93 to 1613 code for a protein of 506 amino acids.
ACAUCCCGUUUUGUGCACAAAAUAUUUCGUGAUAAUUUUGAAUAAAAUUGUGUUAAAUCUACAGUAAUAUUAGGCACAGGAACGCAGCAAAUAUGAUCGAGAAAGUGGUGCCGUAUUUUCUGUUAUGGACCAUGACUGCAGGUGCAGACAAUAAGUUCUUUCGUCCAACGAUAGAGCCCUACAAUGUGACUCGCACAACGCCAAUCGGGAUCGCAGCAUACCGAUCCGCGUUAACUCUGGAUUGGCUAGCAGCCGAAGACAACAGGCAACGGGAGCUGGUGUCAGCAUUCGAAUCUCAACCGAUGUUAUCGAAUAAAUUGAUCAACGGCGAUUGUAUUCAGUAUCCCCGACCUUCUGCUGGGACAAUCGCCCGACUGAUGUUGGAAAUGCUCAAAAAUUUAGAAGGCGAUUCAGACAUUAGAUCUAUUAUUCAUGAGCUAUUACAAUCCCUAAUACGAGCAAAGCUUUUAAAACUUGAAUCAUUAGUGUACGAAAAUGAACCAGAUCUGGAUGCAUUGAUGAAAACACCAAUAGAGCUUGCUGGGGAGCCUCACGUCACCCUCCCGAGGUUGAUAGCUAUCGCUUGGAUGGCCAUCACUGAUCCCGCCACUGUUAAGAAACAUGGAUGGUGUACUAUUAACCGAAUAUCCAAAUACGUGAACUUCGCACGUCCAUCGGAUAUUGCAAAACACAUGCGUGCGGCGGAACCUAUUAUCUCACGCGCACGCUACAUCAUGGAGGAAUUCAUACAUCAUCUGACACCGUUAAAUUUGAUGAAAAGUUCAUCUUCCAGUGUUGCUACGACAAGAAAGUUCAGGGCUAUCAUUGGCAGACCUCGGAGUAAAUAUGCGCCUACAGUCAAGACUACCAUAAGCAGAACCCGGAAUGAAUAUACACCUAUCGCCAAGACAAGACCCACAAGAGGUCUACGUUUAACGUCAGUACUACAGCAACUGGUGCUGAGCAAUGUGACGCCAAGUGCAUUAAACCUGGUGCGCCUGAAGACCACUGUCACAAAUGAACUAAUGGACUAUGAUGUGAUGUAUGGAGGUGACGAUGUCAGUGUCAAGUUCAAGAUAAUAUAUUUAUUGUUACCUGUUUUGCUUUGGCCAUGUGCAUGUCAAGACGCAGACAUUCUGGGGAUCGGGAACGUGGGACCCGACCUGUCCAUCGAUAAUCAAGAAUGGCAUUACAAGAGUACCAGUAAAAGACCAGCUGAAGAAUUGGAGAAAGUCUGCUUCGACAUUCAUCCCACUGCCAGGGAUAUUGUGAAACGAUUCUAUGCCAUUUUACCUUAUUUUGAUAAAGAACACGCGAACAAGGCAUUUCUGCAUAAGUUCCGUGGUACUGUGAAUGUGAUGUCGCAGACCGAGGACCUACUGGACAGGGAAGCCGCGUUUUACGCUACGGUGCUGACGCCAAUCAUCUUUCUUCAGUCUUAUCGGCAUACUUGGUGCCUUCUUGAACGGGUGCGGAGUUUUAUCCUGGACAUGCCGGGUUCCUGGGCAUCCACAAAACGCACCACGUCCAUCAACAGCGAUUUUGACGACGAGGAGAUUCGCGACAAGAAAGACAUCAGAUACCUUAAAGAGCUGAUUAGAAAUCUUGGUUAA